This is a messenger RNA of Penicillium cataractarum, 1551 nucleotides long. Its product is annotated as cytochrome P450. Gene Ontology annotation, molecular function: oxidoreductase activity, acting on paired donors, with incorporation or reduction of molecular oxygen; heme binding; iron ion binding. NCBI's taxonomy places the organism in Eukaryota, Fungi, Ascomycota, Eurotiomycetes, Eurotiales, Aspergillaceae. The record is from RefSeq and is a predicted model, not a curated record. Bases 1 to 1551 code for a protein of 516 amino acids. The transcript has 4 exons.
AUGACCGUUCAAACACUCGCCAUCGCCGUCGUCACGGUGGUAUACUUCAUCAUCCGCUACUUGAACCGUACGGAUGUCCCCAAGAUCAAGGGUCUGCCGGAGAUCCCUGGUAUCCCCCUCUUUGGCAACUUGUUGCAAUUAGGCGACCAGCACGCUCAAGUCACGGCCAAAUGGGCCAAGAAGUAUGGCCCUGUCUUCCAGGUGCGCAUGGGUAACAAGCGCAUCGUGUUUGCCAACAGCUUUGACUCGGUGCGACAGCUAUGGAUCAAGGACCAGUCUGCCCUCAUCUCCCGCCCGACUUUCCACACUUUCCACAGCGUUGUCUCUAGUUCGCAAGGUUUCACGAUCGGUACUUCCCCUUGGGAUGAGUCCUGCAAGCGUCGCCGUAAGGCGGCGGCGACUGCUCUGAACCGCCCGGCGACUCAGUCAUACAUGCCCAUUAUCGAUCUGGAAAGCAACUCUAGUAUUAAGGAGCUGUACCGCGACAGCAAGAACGGCACUGUGGACAUCAACCCUACCGCAUACUUCCAGCGAUUUGCUCUCAACACCAGUCUUACUCUCAACUAUGGUUUCCGUAUCGAGGGUAAUGUGGAUGACCAGCUUCUGAAGGAAAUUGUCGAUGUCGAGCGUGGCGUAUCCAACUUCCGCAGUACUUCGAACAACUGGCAGGACUACAUCCCGUUGCUGCGCAUCUUCCCCAAGAUGAACAACGAGGCCGAGGAAUUCCGAGCCCGACGCGACAAGUAUCUGACUUACCUUUUGGACAUGUUGAAGGACCGUAUCGCCAAGGGCACCGACAAGCCUUGCAUUACGGGUAACAUUAUCAAGGAUUCCGAAGCUAGGCUGAACGAUGCUGAGGUAAAGUCUAUCUGUCUGACUAUGGUCUCUGCUGGUCUCGAUACCGUCCCUGGUAACUUGAUCAUGGGUAUUGCUUACCUGGCCUCCGAGGAUGGCCAGCGAAUCCAAAAGAAGGCCCACGAUGAGAUCAUGCAAGUGUAUCCCAAUGGCGAUGCUUGGGAGAAAUGCUUGGUCGAGGAGAAGGUUCCCUAUGUCACUGCUUUGGUCAAGGAAACUCUGCGAUUCUGGACUGUCAUUCCUAUUUGCUUGCCCCGUGAAAGCACCAAGGAUAUUGUGUGGAAUGGAACCACGAUUCCCGCCGGUACUACCUUCUUCAUGAAUGCCUGGGCCGCGGACUACGAUGCUGAGCACUUUGCCGAGCCCGAAAAGUUCAUCCCCGAGCGCUACUUGGAGCUCGGCGAGGCAUCUGGUACUCCCCACUAUGGAUACGGUGCUGGCUCUCGUAUGUGCGCUGGCUCGCACCUGGCCAACCGAGAACUUUACACGGCGUUCUUGCGUCUCAUCACUGCAUUCAAGAUGCACCCCGCCAAGGUUGCUGGAGAUCGCCCUAUCCUGAAUGCGAUUGACUGCAAUGCUAUUCCCACGGCCCUGACUACAGAGCCUAAGCCUUUCAAGGUUGGAUUUACGGCUCGGGAUCCCAAGAAGUUGGAGCAGUGGAUCGCCGAGAGUGACGAGCGGACGAAGGAUCUGUGA